GGCAACCAUGCGUCUUGAUGGAAAAUGACCUUUUCAUAAUUCGACGGUCUUUCGCAACUCUACCCUCUCUACAUACGAACCGCCUUUCCAUUCUAUCAUUCGGGAAUCGGGCGCAGUCAGCAGCAGUCAGAGUCAGAUGCUCAAAUGGAUCAUUCGUGAUGAAGAAAAGAGACGCACGCCGCGACUGAACUGAGAGCAGCUGAGAGCUCCACGCUGUGCUCAGCAGUGCUCUUUCCUUCAGGCGUUUCGAAACAUUUUCGAACAAUUCGAGCGCGAUCGGGUGUUAUCGCGCCGAAAGGUGAAACCGUGGGCGUUUCGUACACGAAAUAUCUAUGGACGUAGUUGCACGCGCGCGCGAUCGUAGAUCUCCUCGACACCCACCGAAUUGCAUAGGGCAUGGCAAGUUCAUGCUUCAGUGAUGUGGACGAAUAUGGUUUCGAACGACCACACGACUUCGAUUAUGAAACAUACGAAGAUUUUAUGUCCGAGUACCUUAAGAUACUCGCAAAGAUGGCCAAAAAGUGGGCGAAAAUUAUCGGUGAGGGAAAGUCCCUACGAAGCAUUACGAUCAAGAAAUACGUUCGUAAAGGCAUUCCAGGGGAACAUAGAGGAUUGGUGUGGCUCGCUGUAAGCGGUGGUGAAGACAUGAAGAAUGCGUCGCCAGAUCUUUAUCAAAAGUUACUAUUAUCUCCUCAUAAUGCAGAAACCGCUGAGAUUAUUAAAACUGAUCUUCCAAGAACAUUUCCAGACAAUAUAUUCUUUAAUAAUACAGAGAAUCAGCAGCAUCAAUUAUACAAUGUUUUAUUAGCUUUUGCUCAUCAAAACAAAACUGUUGGAUAUUGCCAGGGUUUAAACUACAUAGCGGGUUUACUUUUGCUUGUAACAAAAAGCGAAGAAACAGCAUUUUGGUUAUUAAAAGUAUUGAUUGAUAAAAUUCUACCAGAUUAUUAUACAUGUACUAUGGAUGGCCUACUCACUGAUAUCGAUGUGCUCGCAGAAUUAGUAAGAAUAAAAAUGCCUGAUGUAUAUCAGCAUGUAACAAACGUAGGGCUGCCUUGGCCAGUAAUUACGACUAAAUGGUUUGUGUGUUUGUUUGCUGAAGUUUUACCUAUAGAGACUACUCUGCGUAUUUGGGAUUGUCUUUUUUACGAAGGUACCAAGAUUAUCUUCCGUGUCGCAUUGACACUUAUAAAAAGGAAUAAAUCUAAUCUAUUAGCUUGUCAAGAUUUUACAACGCUGGCUGAGUGUUUUAAGGAAAUUACGAAAGAUAGUAUUGUUUUACGAUGUCACGAGUUUAUGCAAAGUAUUUUUAAAGUACCUGGAUCACUGCCUGGAAACACGAUAGCAAAACUAAGAACAAAGCACAUGCAACAACGCAUAAAACGAAAACAAGAUAAGUUAGAACGAUAGUAUUAAUGACCAAUUUUUGUCACAUACACCGAAAUAUUCUAGUCUGUUGUUAUUCGUUAUGCAUCAUUUGCAAAAUGAAUGCAUAUAAUGCUGUAUUAUAUUGUUACUGCAUAAUUUUAUUUUGUACAUAUAAUGUUCAUUUAGCAAUGUAUGAUACAUUUACUCAAUUAUUUUUAAUUUAUCUUAGUUUUAUUAUUAUGUACACAAUA
This is a messenger RNA of Acromyrmex echinatior (Panamanian leafcutter ant), 1619 nucleotides long. RefSeq names its product growth hormone-regulated TBC protein 1-A. The record is from RefSeq and is a predicted model, not a curated record. Gene Ontology annotation, biological process: regulation of GTPase activity. Gene Ontology annotation, molecular function: GTPase activator activity; small GTPase binding. NCBI's taxonomy places the organism in Eukaryota, Metazoa, Arthropoda, Insecta, Hymenoptera, Formicidae.